CCAAAUUAGACUUUUGCUUAAUUCAUAACUACUAUAAGCGGCGCAUACUGAAGUCAAAACUGCAGAAAGAAAUCUACUGCAACAAUGGGCGUCAAAGAAGACAUAGAAGAUAAAAUAAAAAGCAAGAAGGUGAUGGUAAUAGCAAAGAGUACGUGUGGCUAUAGCAUAAUGGCCAAAAAUGUGUUUGCGGACUAUAUAAAAUCCGGAGGUCUGGAUAAAAAGGAUUACGGUUUCUGGGAUAUAGAUGGCGAGAAAAACUGUCAGGCAAUUCAGGAUGAACUUGAAAACAUGACUGGAGCUAGAUCAGUACCACGUGUGUUUAUAAACGGAAAGUUUUUCGGCGGCGGAGACGACGUGAAAGCCGCGGCAUCCAAGGGAAAGCUGAAGGAGUAUCUCUGAAUUUUAACUGUGUAUAUAUUGUGUGUGCCUACAAAUUCAAAGUUAUUUCGUUCAGUAAGUUGUAAGAGUGUAAUCCUGGCGAAUCCUUGCAACUUACAUGACUUAGAAUCGAAUAUUCUGUGCCGCAAACCGUUAGAUGUGAACGCCUUCUAUUGAAUCGAGUCUUAAUGGUAAAAAAAUGUUGUAUAAGGAAUUAAUAUUUAAAUAAAGUUCUUUUUUAGUCAU
Messenger RNA from Ruditapes philippinarum (Manila clam), 624 nucleotides. Its product is annotated as glutaredoxin-2, mitochondrial-like. Gene Ontology annotation, biological process: cellular response to oxidative stress. Gene Ontology annotation, cellular component: cytoplasm. The record is from RefSeq and is a predicted model, not a curated record. Gene Ontology annotation, molecular function: glutathione disulfide oxidoreductase activity. Bases 85 to 399 code for a protein of 104 amino acids. NCBI's taxonomy places the organism in Eukaryota, Metazoa, Mollusca, Bivalvia, Venerida, Veneridae. The transcript has 2 exons.